AUGGAUAUAGUAAAACAACGAGCAGGCCAAGAGCCCUGGCAUGAGCGGAAAACCCUGUCGUUCGAAGACAACAAACCAGCACCGGCGCGCUCACGAAGGCCUCCCCCUCCUCCUCCACCUCCACCACCGGGCCAGGCAUCCCGAGGCAUACAGAGAUCCCCUCAGAGCUCUUCCGAACCAGUAAUAAAUUCGAUAUUGUCGCCUUCCAGCUCAGAUAAAGCAGGGAUGCAAGUAAAGGGGGAGCCCAUGACUACCAAAAGUCAGUCCAGCGAGGAAGAUUCCUCUGACGACGAUUUCGAUGAAGAUAGCGACGGAUCCGCGUGUAUGCCAGUAUCAGAUGAAGAGAAUUCUCCUCGAGCUCAUGUGUAUCGUCGUCCUCGUGACGUAUAUCAUAGUCGCGCUAUAGACGAGCAUAGGGUCCGCUGGGAUAGUCUUGGGUAUCUGCCAAAGUCAAAGAAGGCGGAUCUUCGUGAUAUUGAUGAUCUCACCUUUGAACGAUUCGGAUACAGAUUUAACCCUAAUCCAGUCACCUCUGCAGAUUUCUCCUUGUAUACUCCGAGCUUGAGCCAGGGCUUGCAUAGUCUCAACAUCGGUAAUGCAGAGAGCUCCAGGUACGAACAACGUGGACUGUCAUCUACUAGUGGGAAUCAAACUACUCGCGAGGUCCCUUCAAAUUAUGACGCAGAAGGACCAAGAAGUGCAAACUCUGUGCCGCUAUCUACUGAUGCGGAACAGCAAACUCGAGUUACUCCCACAAGCCUCGGCUGGUCUCCUGAUUCCUAUCUAGUAAACCUGUACAAGCUGGUUAUGGUUUGGAAUGUGGACCCUUAUCUCGAGUUGUUAAACGAGGCCAAUGUCAGCAAAGACACUCCCCUUAAGGUCUUCUUAGAUAAGUCAGAAGACGGGAAAGAUUAUUCCUGCCCCUGGCCAGUCUAUUGCAGACGCCAAGACGAACCUUUCACAAGACGAGCUGAUCUAGAGCGACAUCUCAAAAACAUUCAUGGCCCGGAAGAAAUGAAACGACCAUUCCGUUGUCCUUACGACCCGUGUAUCAACGGCAGACAUCUACCCGGGAAUGCCUUCUCGCGAAAAGACCAUAUGCGUGAUCACCUCCGCGAUUUCCACCAAGAGGAUAUUGGGGCUGCUAGAAGGGAGAGAUUAGCAAGGACGGAUGAAGAGAGAAGAAGAUGGGAGAAGGAGCAGAGGAGGUGGCUUGCAUCUCGCAAGAUUAGUUCGAGGUGGUGGACAUGUGCCAGGUGCCUUGAGAGACGAUAUGUCGAGCGUGAUGGCUGGAAUUGCGCUACUUGCGACAGGGCUUGUGAGAGUGAGAGGGAAGAACGCCGCUUGAGAAUAUCAAACAGAAAGGGAAGCAUAACGGGUGAGCAGGUGGCACAAGCUUCGACAUCGACGACAGUAUUUAAGCCUCGUGAAGAAGCUUGCAUUUCAUGUCACGGCAAAGAGUGGGUGGACAGAGGGUAUGGGGGAUUGGCGCUUUGUCCCACGUGUAAACUCAUACCUCAUGUGGGGAGUACAAGCUUCUGGGUGAAGUCAGAGAGAGCGGAAGACAAUAUGGAGCACUACGGUGGGCCUACUCGCGACAAGUUUUGA
This is a messenger RNA of Cadophora gregata, 1608 nucleotides long. RefSeq lists its product as uncharacterized. The transcript is spliced from 2 exons. The coding region runs from base 1 to 1608 and encodes 535 amino acids. Lineage: Eukaryota; Fungi; Ascomycota; Leotiomycetes; Helotiales; Ploettnerulaceae. The record is from RefSeq and is a predicted model, not a curated record.